Molecule: messenger RNA, 1412 nt
Organism: Vicia villosa (hairy vetch)
Lineage: Eukaryota; Viridiplantae; Streptophyta; Magnoliopsida; Fabales; Fabaceae
Product: F-box/kelch-repeat protein At3g23880-like
Exons: 2
Coding region: 63-1247 (394 amino acids)
Molecular function (GO): protein binding
Source: RefSeq, a predicted model, not a curated record
AUGUGUUUAAUAGACAGUGUUGAGUGAACGGAAGAAAUUUUAUAGGGUUUCGUGUGCAAUGCAUGUCUCCGAUGAUGUCUCAGAUGAUGUCUCUUCCAAUUCUCCCUUCCGAUCUUAUCAAGGAAAUCCUUUCAUGGCUCCCGGUGAAGGUUCUGGUGAGGUUGACAUGCGUUUGCAAAGAGUGGAAAUCGCUCAUCUUUGAUCCAACAUUCGCUAAACUUCACCUUGAAAGAUCACCCAAACAUACUCACACCUUACUUACCUUACUCGAUGUCGUAGAAGACUCAGAAACUUGGGUGGUAUCUCCACAGUCUGUGCGUCGUCUACUCGAAUACCCAGCCUCUACUGUCGUCAACGAAGACAAGUGUUACCGUUAUACAUACGAUAGUUUUUAUGCAAUAGGCUCGGCCAACGGUUUGGUCUGUUUGAUCGGUGAUAAAUCACUAGAAGGUGGAAACAGGGAAAUUUGUAGUGGCUUCUGGAACCCUGCUUUACGAUUGAGAUCCGAAAACUCACCAACUUUGAAUAACUUGCAUUCUGAUGCCAGUGUGCACCUUGGAUUUGGCUAUGAUGAUUCAGGAGACAAAUACAAGGUGGUGGCUGUGUUUUGGGAUCAUACAGUGCAGAAAUGGGAGGGGAGAGUUCAUUGCAUGGGUGAUAGUUGCUGGAGAAAGACUCUCACUUGCCCUGAUUUUCCAACUUUACUAGGAAGAACUAACGGACCAUUUGUUAAUGGUAGUGUUAAUUGGUUAGCACUUAACAACUUAAACUGUCAUGAGUAUGAAUGGGAAAAUGUUACCAUCGAACAGUUAGUGAUUUUUUCUCUUGAUCUGCGGAACGAAACAUCUAAGUAUGUGUUGCUACCUGACGGUUUUGGUGAAAAGCCUGAAGAUGAACCAGCUCUUGCUGUUUUUAGGGGCUGCCUGUGCCUUUAUUAUGACCACAUGAAGACCCAUUUUGUUUUGUGGGAAAUGAGAGAGUUUGGAGUUCAAGAUUCCUGGACUCGGUUGGUGAACAUUAGCUAUCUUCAAUUGGAUGAUUUUGUGCCUGAUUGGCUGCUGUUGCCGGUGUGUCUGUCGGAAAAUGGAGAUGUCCUGAUGCUGGCCUGCACACAAGAUUGGGGUGAUGUUGUUAUGUAUAAUCGAAGAGAUGGUAGAGUUGAACGUGUUGAACUUCCUAAUCCUCUAAUUUGGUAUGCGGAGGAACAUAUGAAGAGCUUAGUUUUGCCUCUUCCUCAUCCACAUUAAACUCCUAUGCAGCAAACCGCUUGUUUUUUUUUUAUAGUUUAUGUUAGAUUAUUCAAGUGUUGUAAUGACUACUGAUGGUUUCUUAAUUGUGUUUUUCUUAGCUAGUAAGACUAUUUUGUUGGAUGAUUCCAGUGCUACUUAUUGGACCAAUGUGUUUGAAUUGGA